Arachis stenosperma is the source of this 861-nucleotide messenger RNA. RefSeq lists its product as uncharacterized. The record is from RefSeq and is a predicted model, not a curated record. The coding region runs from base 1 to 861 and encodes 286 amino acids. The transcript has a single exon. Lineage: Eukaryota; Viridiplantae; Streptophyta; Magnoliopsida; Fabales; Fabaceae.
AUGCAAAUACCAUUUCCCCAGAAAGAAAUCCUUAACCCCUAUUUGCCACAAGCACCAUUUCCCCAAAGACUCAGGGGAGGUAAGAAGGAGAGGACAUACACUAGAUUCUUGGAUAUAUUUAAGUCGCUUCAUGUCAACAUUCCCUUCCUUGAGACCCUACAACAAAUGCCCACAUACAUUAAAUGUAUGAAGGAGCUGAUGACCAAAAAGAGCACCCUGAAAGGAGGACAAACAGUGGUGAUGAACAAGAAAUGUAGUGUCAUCACACAGAAAGACUUUCCUACAAAGAAGAAGGAUCCAGGGAGUUUUCACAUCCCUUGUGCCAUAGGAGAGACAAUGAUUGAUAGAAAGUUUUGUGACCUGGGAGCAAGCAUAAAUGUAAUGCCUCUAUCUCUCAUGAAGAAGCUGAAAAUUAAUGAGUUGAAACCCACAGAUGUGAUCCUUCAGUUGGCCGACAAGACACAGAAAAGAGCACUAGGAGUGGUUGAAAACAUACUGGUGAAGGUGGGGAAGUACUUCCUACCUGCAGAUUUUGUUAUUCUUGAGAUGGAAGAAAGCUACCUUCAUCCAAUCAUUCUGGGGAGACUAUUCCUAGCCACUGCCAGGGCACUUAUAGAUGUGGAGCAAGGCGAGUUAAUAUUGAGAAUACAUAAUGAGCAACUUACCUUCCAUGUCUUCAAACGAUCACAUAAUCAAGAUGAAGAAGAGGACUGCAUAAAGAUUGAUAUUAGUGACACUAACCUGAAAGAAGCAACCAAUGAAUCAACCUCGGAGAAUCUGAAGUCUGCCCUGAAAGAGAAGAAAGAAGUAAAGGUGAUGUUACAUACUGAGGAAACUAAGGAGGAGUUAGGAUCACAAUAA